Ostrinia furnacalis (Asian corn borer) is the source of this 2043-nucleotide messenger RNA. RefSeq names its product myogenesis-regulating glycosidase. Bases 74 to 1978 code for a protein of 634 amino acids. The transcript is spliced from 9 exons. The record is from RefSeq and is a predicted model, not a curated record. NCBI's taxonomy places the organism in Eukaryota, Metazoa, Arthropoda, Insecta, Lepidoptera, Crambidae. Gene Ontology annotation, molecular function: hydrolase activity, hydrolyzing O-glycosyl compounds. Gene Ontology annotation, biological process: carbohydrate metabolic process.
UCGGAUAACCGACGAUACGACGAGAUAAAUAGACGAAUCACCAGAGCGCGGGCGCAGUGGCCGAGCGAGCAACAUGAAGUGGUUCUUAUUUUUGGCAGGAGUUUCGGUGGCGCUAUGCGCGGUGGCGAAGCCCAACAAGGCGUCCAUAAAGGUCCCUGUAAAGUCCUCCGUGAAGGCCACCACGCGCGACUUCUUCCUCAAUGAGAGGGAAACCGGCGGCCACUCCAUGGUCGUGCUGACCAGCAACAAAGGCAGCAUCAUCCUCGGGCACGUCGGCCGCAAGGCAGCUCUACAUGAAGAGGGCGUGACCUUCGACAUGGAGGCGGCUCUCGAUGAGGCCAGCGGCGGAUGGAAGGUGUCCGUCUCCUGGGAAGGGCCCAGCGACAAGAUCUUUGAGGACUGUUACAACUUCAGACACAAAGAAUGGUACGGAGGCCCUGAACAGAAAGAACAGAUCUGGCCACUCCAGAAGAGCAAAUUGGAAAAAUACUCCAUGAUCUCCAAGGAGGACGACAACGCAGCCGUUUCUGAGAGAUACUGGCUCAACUCCGCCGGUUACUACUUCUACGUUCACCCUGAAGCUCCUCUCUUCGUUGACUACCACAACGUAGAAGAAAACCAUAUCUGCUUCAUCUCCGAAGUAACCGCUCCUUACUCCACCAAACGCACCCGUAACGUCCUGAAAUACGACAUCUGGUUCUUCGACGAUCCGAAGAUAGCUCAUCAACACGCCGUCGACACUUACCUGGGCAAGCCAUCUGGUAUUCCCGACUACAGAAUGAUCCAAUACCCAGUCUGGUCUACCUGGGCGAGAUACUCCCGAGAAAUUGACCAGGAUCUGCUCUGGAAAUUUGCAAACGAAAUCGUUGACAACGGAUACCCGAAUGCCCAGUUCGAGAUUGACGACUUAUGGGAAAUCUGCUACGGUUCUCUGACCGUUGACGAGAGGAAGCUUCCCGACUUGAAGCAACUGAUUCAGGACAUCAAGUCACUGGGCUUCAGAGUGACUAUCUGGGUGCAUCCGUUCAUCAACAAGGACUGCGAUCCUUGGUACUCGGAAGCUUUGGAGAAAGGAUACCUAGUCUUGAAUGAGGAAGGUAGCCCCGACACCUCGUGGUGGAACAACAACGGCUCCGUUCCCGGUUACAUCGACUUCACCAACCCUGAAGCCUCUAACUGGUACACGCAGCGCGUCCAGAACCUCAUCGACACAUACGGCAUUGACAGCUUGAAGUUUGACGCCGGAGAGUCUAGCUGGUCUCCUCAGGUCCCCGUUCAAGAUGGCGACAUCGACCUUCACCCCGGUCACAUUGUGGCGGCGUACGUACGCGCCGUGUCCCAGUUCGGGCCCAUGAUCGAAGUCAGGUCCGGCAUGAGGACCCAAGACCUGCCCGUCUUCAUCCGUAUGGUCGACAAAGACACGUACUGGGGCUUCAACAACGGUCUCGCGACCCUUGUCACCACCCUCCUGCAGAUGAACCUCAACGGCUACACAUUAGUACUACCUGACAUGAUCGGAGGCAACGGGUACAACGACAAGCCCAGCAAGGAGCUGUUCAUAAGAUGGCUGCAGGCUAAUGUUUUCAUGCCCACGCUGCAGUACUCCUUUGUGCCGUGGGACCAUGAUGAAGAGACCGUAGAAAUCUGCCGCAAGUUCACACAGUUACACGCGGACUUCGCCGACGCGAUCGCAGCCGCCAUGGAAGCGUCAGUGCAGAAUGGCACGCCUGUCAACGCGCCUAUCUGGUGGCUGGACCCUACUGAUGAAGACGCACUACCCAUUUGGGACGAAUUCCUGCUCGGAGAGAAGAUCCUGGCUGCCCCAGUGAUGGAAGAAGGCGCAGUCUCCCGCCACAUCUACUUGCCCACUGGUCUCUGGAAAGACGGAGUCUCUGGCGAAAGCAUCCAGGGUCCUAUCUGGUUGAUGGACUACCCUGCACCUCUUGACACCUUGCCUUAUUUCGUUCUUGAAGACUAAGAAGCUGUGUCUACUCUUUUGGUUUUAAUUGAGAGAGGUGUUGUGUAAAUAAAUAAGUUAUUUAU